AUGUCACUGAGUGAGGAGUCAGCUGAAGGCAGUGAUAAUGAGCCAGUUUUAAACCAAUCUGUUCUUGAAAACGAGGAGGAUAAUGGCCAGGACAUUCGUGGCAAUGAGAUGCCAUGUAUCCGGAAAAGAAUAACUGAAAAGGCUAAAUGGACCGAAGAAACGUUAAAACAAGCUGUCCGGCUGGUUUCAGAGGGAAAAUCAGUAAAAAGUGUAGCUGUACAGUUUGCCAUUCCAAGGUCAACGUUACGGGACAGACUAAAAUCAGAAAAAACGUGCGAGCCUUGUAUGGGAAGAAAACCUGUGUUUAACAAAGAGCAGAAAAAUGAGUUAACAGCCAGAGUAAUCGAUUUAGCUAACAUGUUCUACGUGAUAACCAUAACAGACUUGCGACGGUUGGCGUUUUCUGUGGCAGAAGAGCUAAAAAUUAGCCACAACUUUAAUAAGGAAACCCAGAUGGCUGGUGAGGAUUGGGUUGCAGGAUUUCGGAAAAGAAAUCCUCAGAUCAGUUUGCGGAAACCAUCUGCUACAAGUCUUAGCCGAGUAAUAGGGUUCAACAAACCGGAAGUAGACUUAUUUUUUAAGAACCUCGAAAAUCUAAUAGACAAACACAAAUUUCCAGCCAGUCGAGUCUUCAACAUGGACGAAACUGGGAUUUCAUCCGUUCAGAAGCCUGGCCACAUUCUAGCACCAAAGGGCCAGAAACAAGUUGGUGGAGUAACUAGUUGGGAAAGAGGACGAAACGUCACCGUAGUCUGUGCCUUCAGUGCAUCUGGCCAGUAUGUACCCCCGAUGUUUAUUUUUCCACGGAAAAGAAUGACGCCUCUUCUUGAACGCGGUGGACCACCCGGUGCGAUUUAUGGUUGCUCUCACAACGGCUGGUCUAAUGAGGAUCUGUUUUUGGACUGGUUGCAACAUUUUAAAUCCGUUUGCAAGCCAACUGAAGACGAACCGGUUCUCUUGGUUCUGGACAACCAUGGGAGCCAUAUUUCCUUGGACAGCUACACAUUCUGCCGCAAGAAUCACAUUCACAUUCUGUCGAUACCUCCUCACACAUCACACAAAUCCAGCCACUAG
This is a messenger RNA of Homalodisca vitripennis (glassy-winged sharpshooter), 1074 nucleotides long. RefSeq names its product MFS-type transporter clz9-like. The record is from RefSeq and is a predicted model, not a curated record. NCBI's taxonomy places the organism in Eukaryota, Metazoa, Arthropoda, Insecta, Hemiptera, Cicadellidae. Gene Ontology annotation, cellular component: nucleus. Bases 1 to 1074 code for a protein of 357 amino acids. Gene Ontology annotation, molecular function: DNA binding. The transcript is spliced from 2 exons.